AAUGAAUAUUGAUAUAAGCUGAUUUAAUCAACUAAAGUGAUGAAUAUAAAGCAGGAUUUUCAUUGCAUUUAAUCCAUCUUCUUCUAAUCUUCGACAGGAAAGAAUGCUUAAUUCGAGAAAGGACACUACUUUAUUCGGUACACCAACACCAGGAAUAACUGAUUUAAUUCCUGGUGCACCAAGUAUAGAAAUUUUAAAUAGCGUAAGCAAAAUAGUAAUGGAAGCUACUGAAAAAUUAUUAAUAAGCGAAUAUGGUCUUGGAGGGGAUAAUAGUUCUCUUCAAUACGGACCGAGGCUAGGAUCACCAAUAUUUCAUAAGAGUUUGGCCGAUUUUCUAUCUAAACUAUAUGGUGAAAAAGUAGAUAAUAACCAUAUACUUCCUACAUCUGGAGCGACGCAUGGACUACAAUUAACAGCUUCUCUAUUUUUUGAUUCGAAUAAUGUUGUAUUCGUAGAAGAUCCUACUCAUUUCUUGGCGAUGAAAAUCUUACGAGAAGAUAUUGGAAUGAAAGUAGUACCAGUGAACUGUGACGAUGAAGGUAUGAUUAUAAAAGAUCUGCAAGAAAAGUUAGAAGAUAUGGGAAAAUAUAUAAAAUGCUCGGGAAAGUCGGAUUUUAAAGGAAUGGUUUAUUUAAUACCAACUUUUCAUAAUCCUACAAGUCGUACCAUGUCAGAAACCAGAUGUAAAUCUAUGGUUGAAUUAGCAAAAAGAGAAAAUCUUUUACUCUUUUCUGACGAUGUAUACAAUUUACUCCACUAUGAUCAUACCGCAAAAAAACCUCCCUCUCGCCUAUUUACUUAUGAUAAAGAUGGAAACAACGUUAUUUCUAAUGGUACUUUUACAAAAAUUCUUUGUCCCGGUCUAAGAUUAGGAUGGAUUGAAACUUCAGAAAAUCUACUUAAAAAAUUCUACAAUAGUGGAACUAUAUCGUCAUCUGGAUCGUCUAAUCAUUAUAUGUCUUGCGUAAUAGCAAUGGCAAUAAAAAUGGGUCUUGUAUCGGAACAUAUAAAUAAAUUAAAGAAACAAUAUUCGCAAAGUUUAAAUCAAAUGUAUUCAAUAUUUAUUAAAGAGGCUCCCUUCGUAAAAAUUCAUAAACCAAAAGGAGGUUAUUUCUUCUGGAUAAGAAUGCCAGAUGAUUUUGAUGGAUUUGAAAUAGCAAAGAAAUGUAGAGAGAAUCAUAAAGUCAACGUACUACCUGGAUCAGUAUUUUCAGCAUCGGGAAAUUUUAAAAAUUAUUUAAGAGUAUCAUAUAGUCAUUAUUCAACUGAAAUUCUAUGUGAAGCAACAAAAUCGCUUUGUAAAACAUUGAAUAAUUCAUUUAAACAACAUAAAAAAACGUAAUAUCUCUUCCUACAGUACAAAACUGGUUAUUUUACUGAUUAAAAUAUUGUUUAAAUAAUAAAAAACCAGUUAUUCAUUAAAUAUACAUCUAUUUUAACUUUAUAUCAAGUUAAAUAAUCAUAAUUUUUAUUGGUAAAGACUCAUUUCAAACUGUAAAUUCACUUUCAUCAUUUGAAAUCGAUCUUGAUAAAUUUUUAUUAAUA
Dimorphilus gyrociliatus is the source of this 1545-nucleotide messenger RNA. Lineage: Eukaryota; Metazoa; Annelida; Polychaeta; Dinophilidae. The record is from the annotation of a GenBank genome assembly.